This is a messenger RNA of Necator americanus (New World hookworm), 2670 nucleotides long. RefSeq lists its product as uncharacterized. The transcript has 25 exons. Lineage: Eukaryota; Metazoa; Nematoda; Chromadorea; Rhabditida; Ancylostomatidae. The coding region runs from base 1 to 2670 and encodes 889 amino acids. Gene Ontology annotation, molecular function: acetylcholine-gated monoatomic cation-selective channel activity; transmembrane signaling receptor activity. The record is from RefSeq and is a predicted model, not a curated record. Gene Ontology annotation, cellular component: neuron projection; plasma membrane; postsynaptic membrane. Gene Ontology annotation, biological process: chemical synaptic transmission; nervous system process; regulation of membrane potential.
AUGAUUUGCUCGUUCAGGUUCCCUUUCGACGAGCAGAGCUGCACACUUGUUUUCGGUUCGUGGACGUACAACUCCGACGAAGUGGUGCUUAAUUGGUACAACAACAUACAAGCAGUUCAAUUAACAGAUUACUCUUACAGCGGAAUUUGGGAUGUAAUCGACGUACCCGGAUAUCUCAUCAAUAAAAGGGAGACGAAAGAAAGCAAGAUCGUCUUUCAUGUUGUUAUUCGAAGGAAAACGCUAUUUUACACGGUUAUUCUCAUAAUUCCAACAGUGCUCAUGGCUUUUUUGUCAAUGAUGGCAUUCUAUUUACCGGCGGAUUCUGCCGAGAAAAUCUCGCUUACUAUAAACCUACUGCUUGCUCUCGUUGUGUUCCUGUUACUGGUAUCAAAGAUUCUACCUCCAACUUCUAAUAUUCCCCUCAUGGGAAAAUAUUUAUUGAUGGCUUUUGUGCUAAACAUAACAACAGUUGUGGUAACUGUUGUAAUUGUAAACGUGUACUUUCGAAGCCCUAUAUCACAUGAAAUGCCAAAUUAUGUGAGGCAAAUAUUCCUGGAAUUUCUUCCUCGAGUGCUUAUGAUGAGAAGACCGGAAAGAAUACCAAUAUUCAACGGUUACUUCGUGGAGGAGUACUGUGCAUCGGAAAUAUUCGACGCAAGUCUUGUCAUGCCAUCAAUGACUGCAACGAUGGUGCCUUUCUUACACGUAGCAAGAAGUUCUUCACGAAGACGAGACUCUGCCAUCGAUACGCAACAGAAUCAUCACCAAAAUUGUUCCAAAUGGCGAAGCUCAUUGUCAAGGAAAUUAUCAAUGAAGAGAAAGCGAACAGCUGAACAAGGGACUCAAGAAGAAUGUUGCAUGGAGGAUAUCAAUGAAAACACGGAGACAUAUGCUGCGAAGAUCAGUCGAGAGAUGAAGACUACCGUUGAGGCAAUCGCUUACAUUGCAGAACAUAUGAAGGCGGAAAUGAGUGACAAAAAGAUUCGUGAUGACUGGAAAUAUGUGGCGAUGGUUAUCGACAGACUUCUAUUGUUGUUGUUCUUUGGUGUAACGUUGGGUGGAACACUGGGGAUAAUCUGUUCCGCUCCACAUGUUUUCGAUUUUGUAGAUCAGGAGAAGGUCCGUAACAGCCUCAUCCCCAUUCAUAAAUUCUCACUCCGUAUUUCCACAACGCAUAAAUUUUUCUUCCAGAUCAUAAAGCAGCUCAAUGCAAAGUAUAUGAAUGCCACUCUCAUUCCCAUCGCACUAACAUCCUUCGAUGAAGAUCGCUUAGUCGGUGACCUCUUCAACGGAUAUAACUCGCUAAUAAGACCUGUUCCGAAUGCCACAUCACCUCCCAUUGAGGUGGCAUUCAGUCUUGCUCUCGUGCUGCUCAUAAACAUCGACGAAAAGAAUCAAAUUAUGCAUACAAAUGUGUGGCCAACAAUGCGAUGGAUAGACUAUCAGAUGCGAUGGGAUCCUCGAAUGUAUGGAAAUAUUGAGACUAUUCGAGUUCCUCCAGAUAAGGUUUGGCUCCCUGACAUCGUACUUUUCAACAAUGCUGACGGCAACUACCUCGUAUCAUUUUAUUCGAAUGUGGUCGUCGAACAUACCGGGGAAAUGCUAUGGGUUCCGCCUGCUGUUUACAAGUCGAGUUGCAUUAUUGAUGUUGAAUAUUUUCCAUUUGACGAGCAAGUUUGCUCACUCACAUUCGGAUCAUGGACGUUCAGAAAAGAAGAGGUGCAAAUUUCAUAUCACAUGGGAAAACGUCAGGUAGAAUUAAAUGACUAUUCCUUCAGUGGUAUAUGGGAUGUGAUGGAAGUUCCAGGUUUACUUAUCGAAGAUAGAUCGAAGAUAUCUUAUCAGAUUCGGAUAAGAAGGAAGACUUUGUUCUACACUGUCAUCUUAAUCAUGCCAACAGUACUCAUGGCAUUUCUUUCCAUGAUGGUGUUUUAUCUACCUUGUGAAGCGUCGGAAAAAAUCACAUUGGCCAUAAGCAUUCUUCUUGCCUUGGUGGUGUUCCUUCUGCUGGUUUCGAAGAUUCUACCACCGACGUCGUCUACCAUUCCACUGAUGGCGAAAUACUUGCUGAUGACUUUUGUAAUGAACAUGAUCACAAUAAUGGUGACUGUCGUUAUUAUAAAUGUUUACUUCCGCGGACCUGCCACGCAUACGAUGCCUAACUGGGUGAGAACCCUAUUUUUGAAGCAUCUUCCCAUGCUUUUAAUAAUGCGCCGUCCCGAAUCGACAGAGCAAGAAAUGAGACGAGCUCGAGAAGCGAAAAGAGAACGGAGAAGCAUGCGCGGUGUUUUUAACGCAAUACGACGCCAGCGGUUGAAAUCAGUACCAUCUACUGAGUCAGGAGAUGUGGAGGUGCUCGACGCACGUGGUCAAGAGGAGGAUCCUGGUCUAUCGAAUGAGGCUACUCAAGCAAUGGAAGCAAUUGAAUACAUCACUCGUCAUCUAACGAGGGAUAACGACUACAAAAGGCAAUGUGACGAGUGGAAAUAUGUAUCUAUGGUGCUGGACCGGCUUCUUUUAUACAUAUUCUUUGCAGCUACUGCCGGUGGUACAAUGGGUGUGUUGUUCUCAGCUCCAAACGUAUUCGAGUACGUAGAUCAAGCGGCAGUAAUUCAAAAUCUCAAGCAGGCCGCUGUCGCUGAGCAGAACACUGCUGGCUUUUCGCCAUGA